AUGGGAAGCUACACGUUCCAAUGGCCACACCCGGCGAACGAGGUAUUUGUCACAGGCAGCUUUGAUGAUUGGGGUAAAACGGUGAAGUUGGAUCGCAAUGGUGAUGUCUUUACCAAGGAGGUUCAACUUCCAUCUGCAGACGAGAAAGUGCAUUACAAGUUCGUCGUCGACGGCAUUUGGACGACGGAUAGCACUGCUGCUGAAGAGGACGACGGAAGCGGGAAUAUCAAUAACGUUCUCUACCCCGGUCAACUCAAACAAGCAUCAAAUUCUCCACAAACCAACGGUACCACAAUGGCGACUGUUACUCCAGAAGUGACCGAAGCGGCAAUAGCGGCCGGUAUUCACAAGGAUACUGAGAAGAGGGCCAAUGAGGUAACCAUCUCAUCCGCCGCCCCUGAAUCGACAACUGCAGAGCUUGCCAAGGCUGUUCCCCUUGAACAGCGAUCCAACGUGCCCGGUACUUUCCCAGAGACUCCUGGACAAGAAGCAGAAACAUUUUCCGUCAACCCUAUCCCGGCUUCGGGUACCAGCGGCAAUCCAAUCAGUCUGAAACCUGGUGAGAAGGUACCCGACCCCAGCACUUACACUAGGAACACCGUCCAGUCUACUGCUCGGACAGAUCCUGCCGGCUACGCUCAGGAUCCCAGUGGUGCUACUGUUCUCAAGGGCCUGUCAGCGGGCCAGUCGACGGGAGCCAAUGACCUCGCAAUGCCUCCUGUUUCCGGCAACAUGAUUCCCGAAUCUAGCCUUUCCAUGGGUGAGCCCAGUCAGGGAUUCAGUGAUCCUGGUGUUACCAUCCAGUCUGCAGCACCCACCUCCACAACCGCCGCUCUUGCUGCUUCUGUCCCACUCGAGUCUCAGAGGCCCCACGGGACUGCUGAGGACGUAGCUGAUGAGGUUCCGAAAGUCGUGAGGGAAUCGAUCGCCGAGUCCCACAGAGACCCCGAGGCCGCUGCAAACAAGGAGGCUGUCGAAGAAAAAAAGGAAAUGGAGAAUGAACUCCAAAAACGAGUCACCAAGGAAGAGUCUAGUGGUACACCUGCUCCGAGCACCACUGCUGGCAUUGGUUCAACUCAAACGAGCGGCGGAGCACCCGCCGAUGAAGUGCCUGAACCAGUGAAGCACUCCAUUGCCGAAGCUCACAAGGACCCCGAGGCCGCUGCUAAUCCAGAGGCCGUCGAGGAGAAGAAGGAGAUGGAGGAUGAGCUGCAGAAGACAGUCCCCAAGGAAGAACAUGCCGGCGCGCCUGCUCCCACUGCCACUGCCGCCACCACUGAGACCGCUCCUCGAGCCACAGGCGUCGAGCCUGAAUCGCAGCCAAUGUCUCCCGGUGCCGACACCCCUCAAGGUCCUACUGUUACCACCGGUGUUGCUUCAGCGAAGGCCCCGGAAGUUUCUGGUCCUGGAGCUGCUCCUGGGGCUGGUGCCAGAACCGGUCAAAGUGAGGGCUCCACAACAGUCAUGCCUAGCUCAAUUCCCGAUAAAGCUGCCGCUCCUUCUGAGCGCCAGACCGAAGGAACCUCGGCCCCUUCACAACCUACGACGGCUCCCGCCACCACCGCUCCUCAGGCGCAGACAGCAGGCGCCACUAACGGUCCGUCCAAGCCAACAGGCCAACGCAACGGCCUGAGGAAUGGGAUGAAGGAGGAGAAGAAGAAAAAGAAGAGCUUCUGGUCCCGGCUCAAGGAGAAGCUCAAGUAG
This is a messenger RNA of Aspergillus lentulus, 1704 nucleotides long. Its product is annotated as carbohydrate-binding module family 48 protein. The record is from RefSeq and is a predicted model, not a curated record. NCBI's taxonomy places the organism in Eukaryota, Fungi, Ascomycota, Eurotiomycetes, Eurotiales, Aspergillaceae.